Messenger RNA from Funneliformis caledonium, 1010 nucleotides. Lineage: Eukaryota; Fungi; Glomeromycota; Glomeromycetes; Glomerales; Glomeraceae. The record is from the annotation of a GenBank genome assembly.
AUGGAAGGCCUCGACUCAGAAAUACCCGAUUUGGUGGAAGUCAUUCCGGAAACAAUUAACGCCAACCCUGUUCAUGAAAAUAAAGACAACAAAACGCUUGAAGCAAAAGUUCCAAUAACAAUAGUUACGGGUUUUCUUGGAUCUGGUAAAACUACCUUACUCAAUUACAUUUUGACAGAGCAACAUGGCAAAAGAAUGGCGGUAAUAUUAAACGAAUUUGGAGAAAGCAGCGGAAUAGAAAAAUCCUUGACAAUAAAUCAAGGUGAUGAUUUAUAUGAAGAAUGGUUGGAAUUAAAGAACGGUUGUUUAUGUUGUUCCGUCAAAGAUAAUGGAGUUAAAGCCAUUGAAAAUUUAAUGCAAAAGAGAGGAAAAUUCGAUUAUAUUUUAUUGGAGACAACCGGAUUAGCAGAUCCAGGGCCAAUAGCUUCAAUGUUUUGGUUAGACGAUGAAUUGGGAAGUGAUUUAUACUUGGAUGGCAUAAUAACAUUAGUGGAUGCGAAAUAUAUUCAACAAUAUUUAUCAGAGAAAAAGAAAGACGGAUCAAUAAACGAAGCGAUAAGACAAGUGGCGAUAGCAGAUAGAAUAAUAAUUAAUAAAACAGAUUUAGUUACUCCGUCAACAUUAGACAUCGUUCAAGAACAAAUAAGAUUGAUCAACUCGGCUGCAAAUAUUUUAAGAACAGAAAAGUCAAAAGCUCCAUUGGAUUUCAUUUUAGACAUUCAUGCUUUUGAUUUUAAACAAGUUACUGCGUUAAGUUCAGAAUCAAAAAUCUUGAAAUCUGUAACAGAAUCUCAUCAGAUAGAAGACGUAAAAACCAUAUGCCUGUCGGAAUUUCCUGUUACAAAUAUUGAUAUAUCGAAAAUUGAACGUUGGAUACAAUAUUUAUUAUGGGAAAAGACUAUUCCAAUGAUAACUUCUUCUGAUACUAUCGUUAUCCUUAGACUUAAAGGUAUUCUAACUCCUAGUGAAGGCUCAGAUUCACGCAUUGUAAUUCAGGGUGUUCAAGAACU